Messenger RNA from Poeciliopsis prolifica (blackstripe livebearer), 7782 nucleotides. RefSeq names its product synaptopodin 2-like protein. Lineage: Eukaryota; Metazoa; Chordata; Actinopteri; Cyprinodontiformes; Poeciliidae. Gene Ontology annotation, biological process: positive regulation of actin filament bundle assembly. Gene Ontology annotation, molecular function: actin binding. Gene Ontology annotation, cellular component: Z disc; nucleus; actin cytoskeleton. The coding region runs from base 1871 to 5488 and encodes 1205 amino acids. The record is from RefSeq and is a predicted model, not a curated record. The transcript is spliced from 3 exons.
AACAAACAAACUACAAAAAAAUCCCAAAAGUUGCCACACUCUGACAACACAAUCAGUCUGUGGAAAACACAGCAACAUAUCAAUAAAAGUAACUUCCUGUGGGCAGUGGCAAUGUUUUUAGACACACUAUUCAGGUUGAGUAAUUGGUCAUUGUGUAUUAUAAUGGAAAUGUCACAGCCAAAAACUCUUAUCUAGAUGUGAAAGCUGUGUGCCACCAACACCCUUCCAAUCACUCAUUACCUAGCAAUUAGUUUUCACAGGUCACUGAGAGCAACACAAAGAAGCUAAUAAAAACUCACUACUUGUCUGUUUUUAAAGAGUUAAUGCAUGAAGUUAAAGGUAAAAGUAAAAAAAAUAAUUUGUCCCCUGAUGUUAGUAUUUGCUUUAAUAACAAAUGCUUCCCAAAGUAUUCAUGACUGAAAAUCUAGGUGGUUGCCCAGUUAUUAAAUAGAGUAAACAUCUGUCUGAUUGACUUGCAAUAUAAGUCAGCUUUCUGUGAAGUUUGUGAGCAAACAUCACGAAGACCAAGGAUCACAGUGAACAGGUUGUCGUAGAGAAGUUUAAAAUGGUGGUAGGUUACAAUAAAAAAACAUAUCCUUUUUAUUGGACUUCACAGGAAGCACUAUUCAUAUCAGUCAUCUGAAAACAGAAAAAUGAAGGUAAAACAUUCCCUGGUAAUCCACCUAAACUGAUAAGCUGGACAUAAAGAAAAGCCCAGAGAAGUUGCCCAGAGUUCCUUGAUACCUGUAAAGAAAGCCAAGAACUGUUUAAUAGCCAUGGAUGCCACAAAUCUGGCAAGAAUGGCAAAAAUAAAGCUACUGUUUCAAGAAAAUCCUAUAUGCCACAAGUCAUGUAACACAACAAACACAUGGAAAUAAGGCCAGUUUUGAGACCAAAAUUAAACUUUUUGCACUCUGCAUGUCAGAAAAAAAAACUUCCAUGUUUAAUUUAAGCUUGGGAAUUAGAUAUUUUGUAGUAUUUUGCCUUAGUUAUGUUCUCAUUUUAGCAACCCAGUCUGUUGACUGAGUUAUGACCCUCAAUGGUUUUAACAGAAAGACAUAUGUCCAGCAUUGAUUAAUAUGUCAAGUAACUAUGACUUAUGGCCCUCAUUCAGAAAGGUUUUAUAAUUUUAACACAGUACAUAUGUGAUUUUUAGGGAAUGAUUUUCAGCUCAGAUAGGAGACUAAUAACUACUACUCAUUCGCUGCACAGAGCAAGAGGUCUUUGUUGAAAGAAAACCUUCAGGUGAACUGUUUAAAAUUUGAGGCCAAACAUGUUGGGACAUUGCCACUGCCCAUAGGAAGUUAUUUUUAUUGAUAUGUUGUGUUCCAAACAACAUGUAUGUCUGAGGAGGAACUCUGGUCAGAAAAAAAAAUCUAGAUUUAACUGUGAGUCCAAAAGGACAACAUGCUGUAUGUGGAGAAAAACUAACACUUUGAACAAAGUAUAGUCAUGGUGACCCAUAGUGGUGUCAGCAUUAUACUGUGUGGAGGCUUUUCUUCAGGGAGGCUGAUGGAAGUCAAUGCAACAAUAAAUUGAGUUAAAUACAAAACAACCUGUUUGAAGCAACAAGCUCUGUUUCUUCCAGGACAAUAACUAAAAAUGCAACAACAGCUACAAUGAGUAGAUCAAAUAUUCAGUUGUUUCACUCGACCAGUCAAAGUAAAAAUCUACCACUAAGAAAUCUGUGGCAAGACUUGAAAACAAAUCAUCACAGAUAUUGCUACUUUGAAAUGAGGAAUGAACAAACACUGAUGUGAAAAGACAAUAGAAACAUGUACCAAAAAAUGGCCGCAUGUGGUCAGAGCAGAAAAAAAAAAAAGUCUCAGAAAGGAUGUGACAUUUUCUUUCCACUUUACAUUUAUUGGCUAUGUUGUGUUGGUCUACUGGACAACAACCCCAGUGUGUAUUCAAAAAAAUGUUAAACAUUUCAAAUGUUUUUGCAUGGCUCCAUAUAAAAGCCACUGAGAGUUUAGGUCUCGGUCAGUCUGGUGGGAUACACAGCCCCUCUGUUAAUCCCCCGUCUUUCCAUACCAUUUCACAUAUCACCCACUGGCUCCUGGGCUGUCAUCCCUCUCCCCUCCCGGCCAUCAACCAGAAGAAAGAUAACAUCCGACAGGAUCUGAGUAGGAGUGCCAGUUUAUCGGAAAAAGAGCUGAAGGAGGCACGGCUGAAGAGUCACAUCAUUGCUGCUCAGCUCACCAUCCCCUCCAACUCCAGCUCCAACUCCAGGGGUGUGCAGCUUUUUAAUCGGCGCAAGCAGAGAGUGAACGCCUUCACGCUCGAAAGCUGCGGACAAGGGUCAGAGGUGGACAAAACUGAGAAUGUGAAAAGUGAUUCCUUGUCCAACGAGCAAACCUGGGCAGAGAGGAGCUGUGAGGACAAGGACACAGACCUGAACUCAAAUAAUAAUAAGUCACAUUUUUUGCCAGCUGCAAGCAGCCCUUCAACUGGUGGCAUAAUGGAUGAAAAAAAUAAGAAUUUUGUCAAAGAUGAAGCCAGGGAGAACUAUGAUGUCCAGGAAAGACAUUUCCUCCCUGUCAAAGAAGAGCCGGAAGAAGAGGACGACGCAAAGGAUAAAAUUCAUGAGGUUCUAGAGGACGAUGCUAGACACCAAACUCGUCUGGGAAGUAAUGACUCUCAUCCAGCUGUGAUGGCACAUGUUGAAAGGAAGACAGAAACAAAUGAGGGCCACCCGGCAGUUGUUCCCUCUGAAAAGCUUCUUAAUGGCUGUCAUAGCACCUCUGGUUCAGAGAGGAUUUCCUUAGUCUCACCCUCCAAGCAGACGUCCGCCUUCCUCAACAGAACGGCUCGACCUUUCUUUUCACCACCAACUGUCCUCUCUCCAGAUUCAGUCAAUCCUGCCGUAGACAUCCCACCUCCCCCAUCUUAUGCCACUCCUCCUCUCCCUUCUUCUACUCAGCCUGUCACGUUCUCUCCUCCACCUCCACCACCAUCAUAUCCAACACCCCCUCUGCCGGCUUUCACAAACCGACCUCCACAGACAUUCUACUCUAGUCCACUUCCAAUGUCUCCUCCCAUGUCCUCUCCAUGCGCUUCGCCAUCCACCUUUCCUGUUUCCCAGCACCCACCUGCACCCCACUGUGGCCCUCUGACAGCUCCAAAGCCUUCCACCUUUGUUCCACAGUCCACUGGAGAAAGGAAGCCGAUAACACCAAUCAAAACAGGAAUACUAGAAGAAGGCGCAGCCAGAAGGGCAAACAAGAAGUCAAUGUUUACAUUUAAAGAGAAGGCAGUGGUUGCUCCAAACCCUGAGCUGCUCUCUCUGGUGCAAGGAGCGGAUGAAAGAAAGAAACAUGGACACAGAUCUGUCCCUGAACCAGCACCUGAAGAGGAGUUACUCGCUUUGGGAGCAGAAGCUUCCAACUUCCUUGCAAAAGCAGAGGAAAAGACAGAGGGAGCAAGAGCCCCAGAGUGGGCAUCCUGUCUCAAAAGCUCAAAGACCAGACCAAGGCUGGACCACCGUCCAGAGCAGAGCCUCACAAAUGUGUCAGGCAAGGGGGCUGAAUUGUUUGCCAAACGUCAAUCAAGGAUGGAGAAAUAUGUUGUUGAGAAUCAGAAUCCAGGACAAAUUAGGUCUCCCUCCCCCACAAUAUCUUUACCACCAUCCUGGGUUUACCCGUCGAACAUGCCAGGAAGGGUCAAAGCCAUUGCCAAGAACUCUGAAGUAAGUGCACAGAUUUCGCAAAAUCUAAAGGCCCAGCAAGCCGUCAAGCAAAAACCAAAACCAAAAGUUGCAGUACCAGAGCCAGUUCCAGAGCCACUAACUACUUUAGAAAAUGGUUGCUCCAAGAUAGAGAUGGACCUCGCAAAACACCGACCCUAUCAGCUCAACUCUUCCCUCUUUGUCUUCAACCCAGUCAAGGACCCGAUAAGCACAUUACCCAGAGGAGCACCACAAGCCAAGAACCUACUCAGCAGCCAAAGUUUUUCUAGACAGACUUCUCUACCAAACACCUCACCAUCUUAUUAUGGUAGCAUGUCACCUCAAUUGCCUCUCACCUCCCCAAGAGGAUCAGAAUACCCAGCAAAUCCGGCUUCCCCACAUGCGAGGAUCACUUCUUCGAUGUCUCCUUUUUCUCCAGAACGAGUUUCAACCCCUCGGUCUGGAGUUCAGGCACCAAAGCCAACGUUUUCUGCCAAGAAGGCAGGAAUUACACCUCAGGAAUCAGAGGAGUCAUCCCCUGUUGAAAUUACUGGUGAAACAUCCACGGCAGCCAGGACACCUACCUUAACCAGACGUUUCAGCAGCCCGGCAAACCAAGCAACUAGAACAUGGAUCUCCAGCUCUCAAACAAGCCAGUCACCAACCACCACCAGUGGAUCUAUCCGUUCCGUCACGUCUCCUGUCAAUUUGUCCAGUAAUGCAAGAUCCCCAUCUUUUAUGUCGAGUCACAAUAGCCAGUUUUCCUCUGUUAAUUUCACUUCUGGAUCCAAGCCCUUCCAAGCAGCUAAAGCCACUUCUCCAUGCUCUCCACCUUGGGGUUCCAGAUGUCAGUCCCCAGAUGUCAGCCAGUCCUCCACUACUGCCUCCGUUCCUUUUUCCAAACCUUCUGAAAACUCUAAAACCAAUUAUCCUAUUUCUCCUCCUUGGGGUUCAAGAUGCCAGUCCCCAUCUGUGAGCAAUAAUAACAAGAGCUCCACUGCUUCGGCUUUCUCUGUGUCCAGACCCUCCAUCACAUCUGUCACCACAUCUACAGUCUCCCCUCCGUGGGGAUCAAGGUGCCAAUCCCCAGCAGUGAGUCAGAAUACUCAAUCUUCCACCUUUUCCCCUGGUCCUACACACAGACCUUCUCAAACUCCUCCUUGGGGAUCAAGAUGCCAGUCACCUUCCGUAAGCCAGAAUAAUCAAUCCUCCGCUGUCUCUGUUUCCCCAUCCAGACCUCUGCAAAUAUUUGCAGCCACAUCUCCUGUCUGCCCUCCAUGGAGCCCCCGCUCCCAAUCACCUGCGCUAUUUCAAAGCAGCUCAUCCUUUCACUCCACUAAUCCUCUGCACACAACAGCUACUGCCUCCCCUCAACGACAACAAAAAGACAAUCGCUGCACGUCCCAGAUUGUGAACAACCUAGACUCAAAAGCAAACCACCGUCUCCUUGCAAAGAACAUUAUAAAUGCAGCCAAACGUAAAAACAGCCCCUCCCCUGGAGCACUGAGCAGUCACGGCCUCCCCAUUUCACCUGUGGGAAACUCUCAAAAUGACUGGCAAAAACCACCAAUUAGCCCCUUCCAGCAGAGGUCCUUGGGUGCACAGUCUCCCACCUUCACCAGCCCUCCUGUCACCCCAACUCAGAGAAUCUGCUCACCUGUAAGGCUCUACAACACCCGUUCUCUGACCGACUCAGAUGCCUCUGUUGAGUCCGAGGACUCGGGCCUCAGGUCGCCUGGCCUACACUCCUACAACACCUGCCCCCGUGGCUGGGGCAGCAGCCUGCGGGUCAAAAGAAGUACUGUCUCCACUGACCUGUGAGAUAGCUAAACUACUGGAUGUUCAAUUAAAACAGAAUUCCAGCGUUCAUAGACCCCUGUUUGGCCUUGGAAGAUAAUUUGAGUUUUGGACUAAGUUGCUUAAAUUUCAUUUAAGCUAAUUGUUGGACCUAAAUCAUAGCAAACGUUAUAUUAAAAUAGUUUUAGGUUUUCAAGGGGCUCACAUUCCUUGUAUGCACUGACAAGAACAAGCUUUUUAUGAAACACAGUUGCUGUGGCUUGUGCGCUUCUGACAUACCAAAAAGUGCUGAAAAAAUUGAUCACAGGUUUUAAAUAGCCUCUAUUAUACUUUAAAACAAACACACCUUCUCAGUCAUUACUACAUUAAUUAUACUGACUGGUCUGAUAAAAGUCAUAACAAGAAGAGACUUCAGGCAUAAAAAAGGCACAUCAAAUUAGUAAUAACAUUUACCUUAAUGGGCAUUUCGCUGCUUUAGUUAAAGCAUUAUUGAUGUUUUGUAAUAGUACACUGCAUGCAAUGAUCACAUUUUAUAGUUGCAUUUGAUUUCUUGGUUUCUUGGUUUAAAAUGUGAACUGUAAUGAUUGUUACAGUUAUCUUCUGGUCCCUUCAUCAUUUUCAUUUUUUUUUUUUUUUUUUACCAUGUUUCAAUCACAAACCCUACUGUGUUUUAGUUUAAUUUUAGAACUUUAAACAAUUCAUGGUGGUUUUCAAAUUGAAACAAAAAGUAAAAAAAAGAAAACAUAUUUAUAUUUAGGCUCUGUGGGCAACACAUUUUCAGUCAGAUUUUCUCAGUUGGCUUUGGAUCUGGACUUUGACUGACCCAUAAUUACCAUGAACAUCUUGAACUCUAAACCAUUCUAUUGCAGCUCUGGUUGUGUUUAUUGAUGUCCUGCUGGCAGGUGAAUGUCCCUAUUCUGAAGUGUUUUGUAGCCUUUAAAUGGUUUUUUUCUCAUAUGGCAUCUUCAUAGGAACUCAGACAAGAUUCCAUGUUUAUUUAGGAAAAUUACCCUAAACAAACAUGGAAUGCUGCCAGCACUACCUUUCAUCAUGGUGAGUAUUUGCUUUGGUUAAUGUGCAGGAUUAACAUGUAGGCCCUUCCAUGAAGGCAUAAUCAUCAAUUUAAUUCUCUUUACACAUUAAUGUUUGUUGUUGUAGUGUGACAAAAGGUGAGGUCUGUGAAGACCAAUGACUUGUUUAACAAGUUACUCUAAGUUUCUAAAACUUUCUUUCCAGAUUGUCAUUUUUGGUUAAUUGACUAAACCACAUUCUAACUUCACAUGAAAUCCAAUGGACAAUUUAUACACUGCGAUAACCAGCUGACAUGUACAUUAGUUCUAUUAAAUACUGAAAUAAGUGAACGUUUGCUUCAUAGAAGGAAGUACAGAAAAGUGGAGUGUAUUGAAAAGAAAAGUAAAUGGUGAAAAAUGUUCUCGGAAUAUUUUCUUCAUGUUUCCUUUGCUAUCACCAAUACUUAUUGCUUGUUAGUCCAUAUUAGUAGGUGUUCUGAUGUGGAACAGAUUAAAAUAUUUGAGUAUGUUUGAAAAAGGUUUAGAGGCAGAAGUGUAUGUCAUACAAGUGGAGAAGGAGAAACAUGAUUAAAAUCUGUGGCAAAAAGGACAGAAAUUUGUUUGAAACCGAAUUGUGUUACAAGCGAGAUCGGAAGAAUGAAUUAUAUUUCAGCUGCAUAUGAUAGUCUCAUGUACGUUUUUAGUAACUUGUAAAGUUUCUUUUUAUACUUGAAUGCACUUGUGAUCAUUUCAUUGUACAGGCAAAAUUGUCAUUAAAAGCUUGAGUUGCUAAAACAAAAGGCAAAUAAAUGUCUUACUAUAAAACUUCAAACGGUCCUGGACAAUGCUGCAUGUUAGGAUGAAGCUGGCAAUUAGUUGCAAAUGUAAAUGCUCCCAGAGUUAUGUUUCUGCUUCAGGAAGUGUAACCCUUUCCACCUUUCCUGGUCCUGCAACAGAACAACAGAUUACUUUUUCGUUCGCUGACUCACAGGCUGAAAGGAUCAGCACAUUGCUAAAUAUUUACUCUGUGUAUCUUUUGAGUGACAGGAGCUUCUGCUCCUUGGUGUCCUUGCUCCUUCAGCAGGAUUGAGCCUAUCACUGUCAUGGAUAGAUUUCAGCCGAGGUUACCUCUGGGCAGCCUGCACACAUCCUCGAACAGAUACCAAGAAAACACAUCAUGACCUGUCUAAGUUUGCUUAUAGGUUUUAUGGCUUCCUGACUGUGUCACUGCAUUUCCUUAAUUCAACUCGUUUUUAUAUCAUAACACAAUUAAUAAACUGAUGCACAAUAAAACAUCUGUGGAAAAUG